AUGCCAAUGCUUCCUGCUUUCAUUCUUCCUUCUUUUCCCUUUGGGGUCCAAGGUCACUGUUACAGGGUUCCGACCAGCUUCCAAAUGGAUCCCAAACUAAAAAGAAUGGCCUCCUCCAUCUUCACAGUGCUUCUGCUUCUUGAGGGUGGCUUGUUCUCCUCUUCCUCCCCUCCCCCCUCCAGAAUGCUGGAGAAUAUCUCCCAGUACAUUGAUCUUCAUCAAAAUGAAUUUAUUCAGUCACUUAAGGAGUGGGUGGCCAUUGAGAGUGAUUCUAUUCAACCUCUGCCUCACUUCAGACAAGAAAUCUUCAAAAUGAUGGAUAUAGCUGCAGACAAGCUUCGACACUUAGGAGCUGCUGUAGAUUCAAUAGACAUGGGACAUCAAGAGCUACCUGAUGGGCAGAAUCUUCCAAUACCUCCCAUUCUUCUAGCUGAACUUGGUAAUGAUCCAAAGAAACCCACAGUGUGCUUUUAUGGUCACUUGGAUGUGCAGCCUGCCAAAAAAGAGGAUGGGUGGCAUACAGACCCCUUCACCCUGGUAGAAGUUGAUGGAAAACUUUAUGGACGAGGAGCAACAGACAAUAAAGGACCUGUUUUGGCUUGGAUUAAUGCAGUGGGCGCCUUCCAAGCCCUCAACCAAGAUAUUCCAGUGAAUAUUAAAUUCAUCAUUGAAGGAAUGGAAGAGGCAGGUUCAGUUUCAUUAGAUGAACUUGUCAAAAGAGAAAAAGACCGUUUCUUCUCCAAUGUUGACUACAUUGUCAUCUCAGAUAACUUGUGGAUUAGCAAGAAGAAGCCUGCACUCAUUUAUGGAACCCGAGGAAACAUAUACUUCACCGUGGAGGUGAAGUGCAGGGAUCAAGAUUUUCAUUCAGGAACAUUUGGUGGCAUCCUCAAUGAGCCAAUGGCUGAUUUGGUAUCCCUUCUUGGAAGCCUGGUAGAUUCAUCAGGCCAUAUUCUGAUCCCUGGGAUCUAUGAUAAUGUGGCUCCCCUUUCAGAAGAGGAAAAGAAGAUGUAUGAAACUAUUGAUUUGAACCUAGAAGAAUAUCAAAAUAAUAGCCAAGUGGAAAGAUUCCUAUUUGACACCAAGGAAGAAAUCCUCAUGCACCUUUGGCGGUACCCAUCUCUUUCUAUCCAUGGGAUCGAGGGAGCAUUUCAUGAACCAGGGGCUAAAACAGUCAUACCUGCCCAAGUAAUAGGAAAAUUUUCAAUCCGCUUAGUGCCUUAUAUGAAUAUUUCUGUCGUGGAGACACAGGUGAAAAAGUACCUUGAGGAUAUAUUCUCUCAGCGCAAUAGUUCUAACAAAUUGAAAGUCAAUAUGACACUGGGAGUUCACCCGUGGAUUGCUAAUAUUCAUGAUAUUCAGUACAUCGCUGCGAGAAGAGCAAUCAAAACAGUGUUUGGAGUAGAUCCUGAUAUGAUACGAGAUGGAUCAACUAUUCCAAUUGCUAAAACAUUCCAGGAUAUUAUCCAAAAGAGUGUGAUGAUGCUACCACUAGGAGCUGUUGAUGAUGGAGAACACUCUCAGAAUGAGAAAAUAAACAGGUACAAUUAUAUAGAGGGAUCCAAAUUGUUUGCAGCCUUUUUCCUGGAGGUGGCUAAGAUGCAUUCAUAACUUCCUCAAGCUUCC
Vombatus ursinus (common wombat) is the source of this 1626-nucleotide messenger RNA. RefSeq names its product carnosine dipeptidase 1 (gene CNDP1). Gene Ontology annotation, cellular component: cytosol. The coding region runs from base 1 to 1611 and encodes 536 amino acids. The transcript is spliced from 13 exons. The record is from RefSeq and is a predicted model, not a curated record. Gene Ontology annotation, molecular function: metallodipeptidase activity. Gene Ontology annotation, biological process: proteolysis. NCBI's taxonomy places the organism in Eukaryota, Metazoa, Chordata, Mammalia, Diprotodontia, Vombatidae.